Diplodia corticola is the source of this 1263-nucleotide messenger RNA. RefSeq names its product salicylate hydroxylase. The coding region runs from base 1 to 1263 and encodes 420 amino acids. Gene Ontology annotation, molecular function: FAD binding. The transcript is spliced from 4 exons. Gene Ontology annotation, biological process: secondary metabolite biosynthetic process. Lineage: Eukaryota; Fungi; Ascomycota; Dothideomycetes; Botryosphaeriales; Botryosphaeriaceae. The record is from RefSeq and is a predicted model, not a curated record.
AUGACUGUUGACGAUUCAGCCCGGCAUUUGAGGGUAGCGAUUGUUGGAGGUGGGCCCGGCGGGCUGGCCACCGCCAUAGCGCUCUCCAAGAUUCCGAAUGUCGACGUGACGAUAUACGAGCAAGCGAACGUGCUGCGCGAGGUUGGGGCUGGGAUAAGCAUUGGGCAGAAUUCUUGGAAUGUCCUGGAGCUCCUCGGUGUAGCUGAUACCCUGACCAGUGGUCAUCAGACAUGGACGGUGCUGAAUCUUAACGGCCGGUCUGGCCAAGAACUCCAUCGCCGUGAAAAGGAGGCUGGAGAUACGAAGCGACCGCCAAUCCGGACGCAGCGGACGAAAUUGCAGUCGGCGCUUUUGGCUCAUGUCGAGCCGGGAACCAUCCAGCUUUCCAAGAAGCUGAAUCGAAUGGUGGAUAAAGGCUCGGAAGGCAUUGAGUUAUACUUCAAGGACGGCAGCUCCGCAACGGCUGACUUGGUUGUUGGCUCUGAUGGAAUCCGCUCCGUGGUGAGAGAUACGGCAUGGUCCGAUUAUGAAAUCAAAUUCACGGGGACGACGAUAUGGCGGACGUUGCUCCCUUGGGACAAUGUCAAGGAUCUGGAUCCACGGUUCGGAAUCACUGGCUGGUGGCAUUCGCCCACAACUCACGUGUACUUCUCACCAGUUGGAGAGGGCCUUUGGGAGAUUGCGGCGAGAGCGUUCCAUGAUCCAGCAACCCACAGUGCGAGCAAAGUCAGUUGGGGUGUACCGGUUGGCAACAAGCAUGUUGAGUCGCACUUCACGGAAUAUCUUCCAGACAUCAAGGAGGCACUCAAGCGAGUACCUGAGGGCGGAUGGCGCGAGUUCGCCGCGUUUGCCGGCCCCCAGCUCGAUAUGUUGACGGCAUGGGACAACAAGAUAGUGCUCGUUGGCGACUCCUCUCACGCCCUUUCUGGGGCGUUUGGUUCCGGAGCGGGAUUCGCGAUGGAGGAUGGCUGGGUUCUGGCGCAGGCUCUCGCGUACUUCCAAAACGACACGGCGAAAGCGUUGCCUUUGUUUGAUGCAAUACGGCUUCCCUAUUACGCGCGGAUGUACGCCCAUCUGGCAUCCGAGGCGUCCAGGCGGGUGCAAAAGCUGCAGGAAAUUGGCAGUCCCUCGUUUGACGAGCGGGUUGCGAACAAGAUCAUCGUGGAUGGCGGAGCGGACAUGUCAUGGAUAUAUGCCAACGACAUUGGGGCUGUUUGGGACGAGGCUCUCGUCGAUGCGUCGCUUCCUGAGACGCAGGUCUAG